Molecule: messenger RNA, 1233 nt
Organism: Fulmarus glacialis (Northern fulmar)
Lineage: Eukaryota; Metazoa; Chordata; Aves; Procellariiformes; Procellariidae
Product: dystonin-like
Exons: 7
Biological process (GO): cytoplasmic microtubule organization; wound healing; intermediate filament cytoskeleton organization
Cellular component (GO): cytoplasm; intermediate filament; focal adhesion
Molecular function (GO): structural molecule activity; microtubule binding
Source: RefSeq, a predicted model, not a curated record
UUUGAUCAAGCAGCUGAUGCUGAAUUUGCCUGGAUUGCAGAAACAGAAAAGAAACUGAUGUCUCUGGGUGAUAUUAGGCUUGAGCAAGACCAGACCGCAGCUCAGCUGCAAGUUCAAAAGGCUUUUACCAUGGAGAUUUUGAGGCACAAAGAUACUAUAGAUGAACUUGUUAAAUCUGGGGAUAAGAUUAUGAACACGUGCACCGAAGAAGAGAAACAGACCAUGAAGAAAAAAAUGGAAAACCUCUUACACAAAUAUGAUGCAGUCUGUCAAAUGAACUCUGAGAGAAACCUCCAGCUGGAACGGGCUCAAUCCCUGGUUAACCAGUUCUGGGAGACUUACGAAGAGCUUUGGCCAUGGUUAGCUGAAACAGAAAUGAUCAUUUCUCAGCUUCCUGCGCCAGCCCUUGAAUAUGAAACUUUAAAGCAACAACAAGAAGAGCAUAGGCAACUGCGUGAGCUGAUCGCUGAGCACAAGCCCCAUAUAGAUAAGAUGAACAAAACCGGGCCUCAGUUGCUGGAGCUGAGCCCAGGGGAAGGUUUUUCUAUCCAAGAGAAGUAUGUGGCAGCUGACACCCUUUACAGUAAAAUUAAGGAAGAUGUCAAAAAGCGAGCACUGGCACUGGAUGAAGCCAUUUCUCAGUGUACCCAGUUUCAUGACAAGAUAGAUCCAACUCUUGAGAGUCUGAAACGCAUAGUUGAACGUCUGAGGCAGCCACCUUCCAUCUCAGCAGAGGUUGAGAAGAUUAAAGAGCAAAUCAGUGAAAAUAAGAAUGUGUCAGUGGAUCUGGAAAAACUUCAGCCGGUGUAUGAGACACUUAAACAGAGAGGGGAGGAAAUGAUUGCUCGCUCAGAAGGAGCUGAUAAGGAUAUAUCUGCUAAAGCUGUUCAAGAUAAACUAGACCAAAUGGUCCUCAUUUGGGAAGACAUCCAGACCUUGACUGAGGAAAGGGAGGCCAAAUUGUUGGAUGUAAUGGAACUAGCUGAAAAGUUUUGGUGUGAUCAUAUGGCUCUUGUAGCUACUAUUAAAGAUACUCAGGACUUCAUUCGAGAACUGGAGGGACCUGGAGUUGACCCAUCUGUAGUCAAGCAACAGCAAGAAGCUGCUGAGGCUGCUAAAGAAGAAAUUGAUGGACUACAAGAAGAACUAGAAACAGUUGUGAGCCUUGGCUCUGAACUUAGAACUGCUUGUGGAGAGCCUGACAAACCUAUUGUCAACAAGAGUAUAGAUGAG